AGUGUUGUAUUUUACAACAGGCCCGAUAGUGGAUACUUAUACAUCACCAUAAUUUACAACAUCAGUGUAUCUCUGGCUCUCUAUGGACUAGUGUUAUUUUACUUCUCUACCAAGGAGCUAUUAUCUCCCUAUAAACCAGUAUGGAAAUUUUGCACAGUUAAAUCGGUCAUAUUUCUUUCAUUUUGGCAAGGUGUAAUCUUGGCAGUGCUGGAGAAAGCUGGGGUGAUUUCCCCCAUCUAUUCUAACCAGGGUAUAUCCAUGGCUAGUGUUGGAACUGUGUCUGCUGGAUACCAAAACUUUCUUGUCUGUAUUGAGAUGUUUUUUGCCUCACUAGCCCUGCGCUAUGCCUUCCCAUAUCACGUAUAUAUGCAGAGCUAUCAGCGAGAAUCUCAGGGACGUUCUGUGACGAUGCAGAGUAUCUCCAGCAGCCUAAAAGAGACCAUGAACCCAAAAGACAUCAUGAAUGAUGCUAUCCACAACUUCCACCCACAAUACCAACAGUACACCCAGUAUACUGCCCCACCUCCAGCUUUGGGGCAUCGUGGGGCUGUGCAAGGAAUGAGGAUUGCCAGUAUGGAGGAUGAAAAUACUGAGAAAGGGUCUCAUGGCCCUCACCACACAACCAUAGUCCCAGGACGGCAGGCCACUCCAAUGAACCAGGGCUACACCGAAAAAACAACGCUGUUGAGCUCAGAUGAUGAAUUUCAGUAAAGACUAAGUUUGGAGGAAAUAUUGGUACUGUUAUGUUGAUACUCAAGAGCUUGUGUCAGAAACUGCUGUGGUUUCAGUUUUGUAUAUGUUAUUUCCUUUUAAUCUCAUGAAAAUGUUUAAUUUGGAUGUUGUAGCUAGUCAGCCUGUAAAUUUUUAUGUCAGAAUUGAAGAAUAAAAUAGUGUUUGAUCAUAUAUCUACCAACUUUACUUAGCAUAUUGUAGCUUUGUAUUAUCUUUUAUAUUUCUUUGUCAUUUAAUGAUUCACUGUGGACUUUGUUCCAAGUUGCAGAAAUGAUAAAAAAGUACUUAUUAAAGGAAUAAAUAAUGUUAUUUUUUUCCCUGUCUUGGAAAAGCUUUUUCUUUCAGUGUUUUUUAAAUCAAGCAGGUUUAAAUAGCGAAAGAGAUAGUAAGCCAUAGUUAUAUAGAAAUGUCAAGCAUCAAAGAAUUAACAUGACUUGAAACAGUAAAGGCUGAAGGAGCAUUACCUAAAUUCAUUAAUAUCAGAAAGAUUAAGUUUUUAUACCAGAAAGGCACAUAAAGCCAAUGCUUAACACUGGUUUCUUGUGGCACAAGCAGGGAAUAAUGAUGACACAUUCCUCCCAGAUGGGACACCACACCAUCAUUGGUUAACUUACUGGUACCUAUCAUAACACUGAAACAAUUGAGGUAAAUUGUCUUGCUCAAAGACACAACAGCAAGUCUUAACCUUGAGGGCACGUUGCCCUCCCUCCACUUUGAGAAGGUCAGGUGAUCAUGGUUAAACCAAUAACAGUAAAGUUAUGUGGAAUAUAUAUAUCCUAAUAAACAUAAACCUGGUUUUAUUAACACAAAAGUAAAAUUAUCCAGUCAGUCUCACCUUUCUGUUAUUGAUGGUGAGUUACAAUCUAUUUGUUGGGUCCAAAUUUAACUGUAGAGAAUCGUAUAAAAAUUGUCCUCGUUUAGUUGGGGGGGGAUAAAUUCAAAGGAUUGGAGGUUUACUUAUAAUAAGCAUACAGACAAAAGUCAUGAUUUUUUUGUUUUAAUAAUCCCUGCUAUAUUAAGAUUUGUUAACACAGCUAACUCCUGUAUGUUGGGUUAUUUGUGAGUUUUAAAUGAGGUUAGCCUAACCAGUGUGGGCAUUAUUGUCAUCAAACUACCCAUCAACUUAAAGGCUUACUGGAAACAUUAUCUCUUACUUAUUUGAUGGAGAAUCUUCUGUGGAUGAAAAGUUCCUGUAAAACUCACUGCUCUGGCCAACAAACACAACUUGAAAUAUUUUAAACAAGUUGUAUUUUAAUACAGCAGUAGCUACUGUUCUAAAUAUAGUAGUUGUUCACAUAUGAAAAAUUUGGCUUACUAAUUUCAAUUUAUGACAGUCACUAAUUUGGACUUUAGUUUUGAGAAGUUGUGCUACAAUCUUUCAAAUUUUAUGUUGUUGUCAACUAAAUUUAGAGGCUUAGGUGUGUCUUCCAUGUUAUACUAAAGUGGUCCCUUAAAGAUGGAGAGAUCUGAUUGGCUACCUUUUUUUUUCUUUAUAGUUAGUAGUACAUGAAGUCGUUUAUCUGUGGACUUCCAUUAGGGUUUGUUCUUUUAAUUUAUUUGUUAAAAAUAAUACGAAAGCCAGUCCACUUAAUGGUAAUAAAUUACUUCCUUAAUGUACAGGAUAUUUCCACUUGUACACAGUUGUUCUUGUAGCCUCAAGUUCACAAAUGAUGUUUUCAACAUUAGUACCACUAACAUAUAAAUAUACUUGUUUCUACAGUUUUAUGGCUAACUGGUCAAGUACCAAAUAUACAGUAUAACUAACACUGUUCUGAAUGACUGGUACCACUUGAAAACAAACUCAAUGCUUCACUGGUUCUUCUACUUAUAUAUAUGUAUCCUUGUUUUUAGACACUUUACAAAGUCUUUUAGUUGUUAGUAUUCACAAAUUCUAAGGAAUACUUUUAUAAACGUACUUGAUGUCACAUGCUUUCUAGCUGACAGCUAAGUUAAAACACUGAAAAUAGAGCUUAUAACAACGUAUACAAUACAUGUCACUUCUCCAUUGGACAUGUAGCCUAGCAUUUAAACUUUAGAAACAGCACAUUGGAAACUACAUAGUGUCAGUGAAGGGAAAAACUAAGACAAUACAGAUAUAUGCAUCUUAGAGAAGCCCGAACUAUUUGAGCUUAGUGUUGCAGAGUAAGAUAGAAUAGCAUGUUUGUUCCCCAUGUAAUGCAUGAUCUUAGUAAACUCUCCACACAUGUUACUGCAGUCAACUUUCAGAAGAUACCUAUUUAUUUGUUUUCUAAAUAAGAGAUCCAAACUGAUUACACUCAAUGUAUUUAUGACAUUAUUAGCUACUGUGUUUUCAUUCUUUGUGAUAUUUUCUAGAUUGGGUUCAUGUACAGAGUUUUUUGUUAAAGAUGAUGGUACAUUAUAUACUAGUGUGAAACUAUGUAAUUAUGAUGUGGAUGAUUUUUCUGUGGAACUUAAUAUAUGUUUAUCAGUUAUUAUUAUUAAGAUGAUUUUACGUAAAUAUUUUAUUGUAUUCAACUUUCAGCACCAAUUUCAUCGUCUGUUUGAUGAUUACAAAUUUAAUGUGGUACUUAGAGCAUUACAUAUUACUGUAUGUAAACAAAAGUAUUACUCGUAAUGCAGAGUUGUUGGUUUUUCUGUUAAUAAUUGUGUUUCUACCUUCACUAGAGUUUAGUCGAAUAUCAAAUGUUAUUCUGUUGAAGUGCUGAUUAGUUAAUCAAUGUGUCUGUAUAGUUACACAUUAUCUUUCCAUGCAUCAUUACUAGAAUGUGUUAUUAUUCUUUGUUGCCAGUUUUCACAUUAUUUAGUAUUCUUAAUUAAAUAAGAACAUUUACUGUGUACUUUUAAAAACAUUAGAGGAUUACUUUAUCGUUUUGGAUUUUUGUAAUUAGCCCCACAUUUUAAGCACAAUUGUGGGUGUAGCCAUGUGUCAAAGUCUGUUAUAAUUUUAUCUAACUUCAUUUGACAUAAUCUGAGAAACUACGUUAAAAAUGUAUAUACUGUUUGAAUUCAAAUGUAAUGGCGUGGGAAGAAAUAAAACUGUUGUGAGUGUUAAA
This is a messenger RNA of Limulus polyphemus (Atlantic horseshoe crab), 3767 nucleotides long. RefSeq names its product transmembrane protein 184B-like. Bases 259 to 711 code for a protein of 150 amino acids. Lineage: Eukaryota; Metazoa; Arthropoda; Merostomata; Xiphosura; Limulidae. The record is from RefSeq and is a predicted model, not a curated record. Gene Ontology annotation, molecular function: transporter activity. Gene Ontology annotation, biological process: transport. The transcript is spliced from 3 exons.